This is a messenger RNA of Anopheles maculipalpis, 984 nucleotides long. Its product is annotated as Golgi to ER traffic protein 4 homolog. Gene Ontology annotation, molecular function: protein binding. The transcript has 3 exons. The record is from RefSeq and is a predicted model, not a curated record. Lineage: Eukaryota; Metazoa; Arthropoda; Insecta; Diptera; Culicidae. Gene Ontology annotation, cellular component: cytosol; BAT3 complex. Bases 1 to 984 code for a protein of 327 amino acids. Gene Ontology annotation, biological process: protein insertion into ER membrane.
AUGGAGGUAACACAGGAACCAUCGUCACCCGCUGUCAAACCGAGUGCGGCCCGUGGUGUGCAACGGGUGCUGGACAAAUUGCGGGCCUCGGUCGAAGCGAAAAACUUCUACGAGGCACAUCAGAUGUACCGGACGCUUUACUUCCGCUACGUUGCACAGCGAAAGUAUGACGAUGUGCUGGCCCUGCUGUACGACGGUGCGCUGACGAUGCUGGAGCACGAACAGUACAGCAGCGGGGCGGAUCUUGGCUUGCUGAUCAUACAAACGCUCGAGAAAGGUGGCAACGAGAUCGAAUCUACCGAGCAGUGGAUAAAGCGGCUCACGGAGCUAAUUGGCAAAAUUAAACCGACCAGUGUGGAUCGGGAAACGUUGCUCGAAAAAGCAAUGAAAUGGAGCGGUACACUCGUGUCCUCGCCGACCGGACACCCGUUGAUGCACAAGCUGUACGCACAGAUACUCCACCGCGAGGGUGAUCUGACGCACGCCCGCCAACACUUCGCCCAUGCCAAGGACGGUACGAGCUGUGGUUUUUUGCUGAUCGAAAUAAGCCGCACCAAAGGUUUCGCGAGCGAAAUCGACCUGUUCGUCGCUCACAUCGUGCUGCAGCAGCUGGCAAUGAAGGAAACGGUCACCGCAGCGGACACCUUUACCACCUACUGCAAAUUUCACACCAGCAUCGCCUGUACCGAUCCACCGUUCGGUUUGCCGCUGCUUAACUUUCUCUACUUUCUGCUGCAGCUGGUCGAGCAGAACAAUCGGAAGUACGCAACGUUCAAGGCGCUGUGCGAGCUGUACAAACCGUCGCUCGAGCGUGAUCCGUCCUACGAGAAGUAUCUGCAGAUGAUUGGUGUCAAAUUUUUUGACGGCAGCCGGUACGAGCAGCGUAACCUCAUCUUUAGCGAUUUGCUGCAGCAAUUUUUUAUCGACCUAGAGGAGGACGAUCUAGACGAGGGCACGAGUCUAGACUACAGGGAUGUUGACUGA